Triticum aestivum (bread wheat) is the source of this 739-nucleotide messenger RNA. RefSeq lists its product as uncharacterized. The record is from RefSeq and is a predicted model, not a curated record. The coding region runs from base 1 to 549 and encodes 182 amino acids. The transcript is spliced from 2 exons. Lineage: Eukaryota; Viridiplantae; Streptophyta; Magnoliopsida; Poales; Poaceae.
AUGACUGAGGCGACUCGGGAGGCGACUCGGGCGGCGCCCGCGGCGACCACCGCGAGUCGGCCGCCGGGGCCUGCGAUCCCUUCCACAAGGCGUGUAGGGGGGCGUUUCUGGGUCCUCGCGGGUUCGGAUGACGAGGAGGAUGACGACGGGGAUCCAGCCGGCACAUCGCCGGUCGACUACUCACCGACGCCAUCCGACGUGAUUUGCGAGGCCUUCGCCCCUGGUUACUCGGAGGAAGAGGUGGCUGCGUUGGUCGACGAGAUUGUGCCGGCCGAGGAUCCGGCGCGGAUCGGGCUGUGUUCUGAGGACAGGGCGGAGGUUGUUCGCCGGAUCAUUCACCGGAGGACGGCGGCGACGGCGAUCCGGCCUUGGAAAGGGCCUCUACCUAAGGUUAUUUUCCGAGCUACGGCACUGAUCUGUUCGUGGUCGCUACUCACUCCGAUGGAGGCCAGGGAGCAUUUGGUUACUGGAUCUAUCCGUUGGGAGAUGGUAGAUCGGGAUAUCUUCAACCGGUUUGGAUGGCGGUCAUGUAAUAGGAUAGGAAAUUAGUUUACCUAUCUAUUUGUAGCCAGCCGGUUGUGACGUCUUUUCCUGGCUAGUUUGUCUAUCUAGCCUUUUAGGCUCUAUGUGAGCUGCCUUUUCUGUGUUUCAGUUUGAGACUUUGAAACCUUGUUGGCACAUUUUGUUUUAUGGUUAAUAAGAUGGCUGUAUGCAUCACUCUUGAUGCAGAGGCCAGGGA